This is a messenger RNA of Morone saxatilis (striped sea-bass), 1137 nucleotides long. It is a transcript of the gene nicn1, whose product is annotated as nicolin 1. Lineage: Eukaryota; Metazoa; Chordata; Actinopteri; Moronidae. Gene Ontology annotation, cellular component: nucleoplasm. The record is from RefSeq and is a predicted model, not a curated record.
AUUGAGGAAAUCACCUUUAAGAAUUACUACACUGCCUAUGUGACUGUGCGUCUGUUGAGGAGGAGCCCCGGGCAGGAGGUCCCCGCUAAGUGGAGCACCACCCUGAGAGACCUGCCGCUGAUGGACAACCCCCACACCGAGGGAGGCUCCCAGGACUACUUCUCCAUUCACAGGACGCAGAUGCAGGUGGAGCCGGAUCACGUGGUGUCUGUGAGACUGAUCCUGAGACAGCCGUCCUUUGCCUGGCUCACCUUCAGCCUGGAGGACAUCAGAAUAUUCCCUCACAUGGAGCCGGACCCAGAGAAGGAGGUUUCUGAUUGGCUGUCUGACCUGACCCUGGGCGACCAACAUCCUGACCUGGAGGGCCUCCCAGACCCCCAGACCGUGUCCUCCAGCAUCCAGCAGAUGUGGGCUCUGACUGAGGUGAUGCAGACCAACCAGACCACCGCCUCCAUCGGACGAUUUGAUGUGGACGGAUGCUACGAUAUCAACUUGCUCUCGCUGACGUAACGUCUCUUCGUGGAGGACUCGAGGAGCGUAAAGGCCUGUAAAAAUGUUCAUUGUCUGCUUUGAGAAGAGCUGCGAAGAAAAACAAAGAACUAUUAUGUAUUUGUUGCCUUUUUUUACUUUAAUUAAUUGAUUUUAACAUUAAUGUAUGGAAGCCCUGAGAGGUAAGUGAGAAAAACACAAUCUUGUUUUUCUCCACUUUCUGAGUUUAUGAGUCAACCUGAAGGUUUUAAUUUCACUAAACAAAGUAGAUAGAAUGUGUUCACACUGUAUUUUAUUCACUGUUGUAUUUAUAUCAGUGUCAAUCUGCUGUUCACCUGGAAGAAAAACAUAAAUUCUUUUAGACCAUAAACACAUUUAACACUUUAUUAUUACACAACUUUUUUUCACGUUUUCACAGAAUGAAAAAAAAAACAGAUGAAAAAAAUUCAGUUCUUAUAAACCCAGGAGAGAAAACUUCUUAGAUCAGACUUAAUAUAAAUUUAAAAUAUUAAAAUAAUAGUCUCACUUGCUACUCAAGGCUUCCGUACUAAUGAGAAUAUCAUGAUUUAAUUUAUUUAACAUGCUUUUAAAGCUUGUAAGUUUCAUUUAAGGGAAAAUCCUGUCAAUAAAAACACAGUAUUAACUUCA